Molecule: messenger RNA, 2116 nt
Organism: Alosa alosa (allis shad)
Lineage: Eukaryota; Metazoa; Chordata; Actinopteri; Clupeiformes; Clupeidae
Product: trichohyalin-like
Exons: 4
Coding region: 129-2060 (643 amino acids)
Source: RefSeq, a predicted model, not a curated record
AUUUAAAUGUAAAGUUAUUUUCAUUCAAGGCAAAGAAAACAAAUGAGUGCCUCUUGAUCAGGGUUGAAUUACAUUGCAAUACUGAUGAUAAAUAGUUUGGGCUACCACCAUCUACCUCCAAGAGAGGUAUGACCCUCCUCAAGCAAGAGGAGUGGCGACACUACCUGGACUGCCUGGUCGAUGCACAGCUCCGAGAGAUGGAGAGGAGACUCCAGCAUCGUGUGGCCAUGGUGCUGAGCCACACCCAGCAGUUAGAGACAGAGUGGAUUUACAGGGAGGCUUCCCAGCACCAGACGUCUGACCCUCUUCCACUGAUGGAUCAACAAGAUAAAAGGGCUGUAAUGAAGAGAAUGAGGAAGACCAGAGGGGAGCAGCCAAGCAGUCAGAGUGCCAAGAAGAGCCACUCAGGCCAAGAGAAACAGAGAGGUAGAGGACGGGAGAGAAAACACAGGACACUCCCAGACGGGAAGGAACAGGGCACAAGUCAGGACAAGGCAUUCUGUGGGAGCAAGAAGGAACACAGUGAGAGUGAUUGGAAGAGGUGGUUGAGACAGCGUCUGUUUGGAAGUGAACGUUGGAAGUCAGCGUCACACACGGAAGUGAAGCAGGAUAACAUCAACAAAACAGUCAGACCCGACAGACAACACAAAGAGGGAGAAAGAGGGAGAGUGGAGGGGUUAACUAGAAACAAAGAUGGAGAGAAAGAGCAGCUACCUAAGGGACGUAGAGAUGAAAAGUGUGCCAGAGCUGACCAGUCCGGCAGAGAGGAUGAGAAGAGAGAGAGAGAGGAGCGAGAGUGUCACAAGGAUAAACAAAAGAAAAGACAGGAUCAUAUUAGGAAAGGAGAGAUGGAAAAACAAAUAGAAAUGGAGAAGCUAAGGGAAAAUGAGCGAGAGGAGUUAGAGAAACUAUAUGACUAUAUAGAGAAGCUGAGAGAAGAGAUUAGACUGUUGGAAUUAGAGAAAAAUAUGGAGAAACUGAGAGAAGAGAUUAGACUGUUGGAAUUAGAGAAAAAUAUGGAGAAACUGAGAGGCGACGUUAGACUGUUGGAAUUAGAGAAAAAUAUGGAGAAACUGAGAGGGGACGUUAGACUGUUGGAGGUAAAGAUGGUGAAAGGAAAGAAGCACAUGAUUAAGGGAAAGGAGUCUGGAUACAAGAGAGGACUCAGUAGCAUGGAUGAGGAAAAGAGGCCAAGAGACAAAAGACAAGAGAGUGCUAAAGGAAAGGAGAUGGAGACACAGGGACGGACUGAAACAAGCCUGGAUAAACAGAAGAGUUCGGCGGACAUUACAGAAUUUGAGUUAGUAGUGAAAGUGAGUAGAAACAUGUUGAGAAAGGAGCGAGAUGACAAGAAUGCAGAUAUUAAGGACUCUGAGGAAGAGCAGAACAGUGACAAAAUAAAACAUCUAUACGGAAAGAGUGUCAGUGAGGGAAAGGAGGACUGUGAGGUAGAGGAGGAAGAUGAAGAUGAGACAGAGAAGGUGGGGAGGAAAGAGAAAACACGUGGCUCAGAAUGUGCCAAGAGUGCAGAAGACAAGGACAGAAGCACAGCUACAGGGAAGGAGAGUGGUGGACACGGAGACACAAACUUUAACAAUGAGGUGAAAAGAAACACAGUAAAAGAGCCAGAGAAUGAUAUUUUAGAAGAAGGGAUGGAAAGAGGGAGGAGGAAAAUGACAAAGAAGACAGAAGUGGAGAGUUGUGACCUGUGGAAUUUAGACUUGAAGGAUGAUUUGAACAAGGAUGCAGGGACACAGUGGAAAGGACAGAUCAUAGAGCAGGACAGUGAUGGUUCAUGGUGUAUGGACUCUGAUGAGGAGAACACUAGAGUGACAGAGAGAGAUCAAGAAAAGGAUCAAGACAGUGACACUGACAGUCUGUGGGACACUGAUUCUUAUGAGAUGGACAGCAAUGGUCAGGCAGGGGAACAGAAACAAAUUGCUUUUGACAGUGACAGCUCAUGGGAUUCAGAAACUAAAGACGGAUUUCAAGGAGUUUUCAGAACCGUGGCUGUCUCCAUGAUCUCCAUACUUCACAAUACAUCUCAACAAAGGCCAUGAAUGUUAUUUUGUUAUUUAUAUACCAUCGAUAAAAUAAAAAUUAAGAUAUUAACAUA